AUGGAAAAUAAAAACAAUGUAACUGAAUUUAUUCUACUAGGCCUUACACAAAGUCCAGAGCUUCGAAAAAUAUUCUUUGUCAUGUUUUUAAUCAUAUAUAUCAUCACAAUGAUAGGAAACAUGUUCAUUGUCAUAACCUUGACUGCCAGUCAAACUUUGAGAUCACCCAUGUACUUUUUUUUAACAUUCCUAUCCAUCAUGGAUGCUACCUACUCUUCAUCUAUUUCCCCUAAGAUGGUUAUGGAUUUACUCCAUACGAAGACAAUCAUCUCCCUGGAAGGCUGUCUGACACAGCUCUUUGCAGAGCAUUUUUUUGGUGGUGUAGGAAUCAUCCUCCUCGUGGUCAUGGCUUAUGAUCGAUAUGUGGCCAUCUGUAAACCCCUCUACUACAUGACAAUCAUGAAUCCUCGGGUGUGCUACCUGCUGGUGGCAGCAGCCUGGACAGGAGGAUCUAUACAUGCCACCAUACAAUUACUCUUCAUGUUCCAUCUUCCCUUCUGUGGCCCUAAUGUUAUUGAUCACUUCACAUGUGACUUGUUCCCAUUGCUGCAACUGGCCUGCAUGGACACCCAAGUUCUUGGCAUUUUAGUCAUUGCUAACAGUGGAGUAAUGUGCUUGUCAAUCUUUCUCAUAUUAAUUGUCUCCUAUGUUAUUAUCCUCUCUUCUCUGAAGGGUGGUAGUUCAGAAGGAAGGCGGAAGGCCCUUUCUACCUGCAGUUCUCACUUCACAGUGGUGGUCUUGUUUUUUGUUCCCUGUAUAUUCUUAUAUGUGAGGCCAGUUGUCACUUUUCCUAUAGAUAAAGCUAUGUCUGUAUGUUCUAUUAUGAUUACUCCCAUGUUAAACCCCUUCAUAUACACCCUUAGGAACAUGGAGGUUAAACUAGCCAUGAGGAAACUCUGGAUCACCAAACUGGCUUUGCUUUUUCAAUAG
This is a messenger RNA of Dromiciops gliroides (monito del monte), 930 nucleotides long. RefSeq names its product olfactory receptor 4C6-like. Gene Ontology annotation, molecular function: olfactory receptor activity; G protein-coupled receptor activity. The transcript has a single exon. Gene Ontology annotation, cellular component: membrane. The record is from RefSeq and is a predicted model, not a curated record. The coding region runs from base 1 to 930 and encodes 309 amino acids. Lineage: Eukaryota; Metazoa; Chordata; Mammalia; Microbiotheria; Microbiotheriidae. Gene Ontology annotation, biological process: G protein-coupled receptor signaling pathway.